Messenger RNA from Pocillopora verrucosa, 4599 nucleotides. The record is from RefSeq and is a predicted model, not a curated record. Lineage: Eukaryota; Metazoa; Cnidaria; Anthozoa; Scleractinia; Pocilloporidae.
AUGUCUGAAAUCGAAUACCGUGUGUUGCGCUCCGAAGUUAGCAAUGGAAUCGACUGGCAGACUGAAGGCAGAACACUACUUUCGCUUUGCAAGGGCCGGCUGAUAGCCGAGGGAAGUGAAAACCACAUUGGAAAUGCUGCUGACUUACUCGAACAGUUAGAGGGUCAGAGUAAAUUAGGAAUCGAUCAUCUCGAGGUACUGAAGGAACUCUUGGAUGGAAUGAAGAAAUGUGCUCUGGUCGAUAAAAUAGAAAUCUUCGAGAUCAAAAGGAAAAAUUACCUUUGUAUGUUGGAAAAGGUAAUUCGUAAACUCGACGAGUUAAACUGUCUAGAACGACUGAUCAGAAUUUGCACUCCUUAUCUGGAGGAGGGUAUAGUGGACAGAAUAGAGAAUAUUCGCUUCCUGUUCAAGAAACUUGAAAGCAAUUGCCGUUUAGGACCUGCCAAUCUUGGAAUUUUGAAAGAGAUUUUGAAGGAAAUGAGAGAGGAUGAACUCUUACGGGAAGUAGAGGAAUUUGAAAAGCAACGGAAGGACGAGAAAAUUAGAGACAGACGAAGAAAGGAAGCUGAAGAGAGACGUCAAGCUCGUGUUGCAGCUGUUUACGCUGUACCCAGUGUGGUUGGAAGAAUUAUGGGAGCUGUAAAUGUUCACUGUAGUUUUCAGACUGUGGGUGGAGUGGUGGUGGCAGUUGGUGCUUGUGUGGUCCUGUAUAAAUACUCCAGAGGCGAUAACGAUAUCCAACAAUUUGCAAAUGUCUUUAACGAAGCAAUCCUUCCAGCAGCCAACAGCUUGAGGGCAAUAGGGAAUGGGUCCUUAUGCUUUACAGUCCAGGCAGAAGAUAGAGCAGCCCUCCAGUUGCUAUGGGAACAAUACCAGGACAACACACUACAGACAAAGCUGCAAGACUUUCUGGUGACAGAAGAAAUAAAGCAACUGGCAGAUGGUGAAGACAUGAGUGUGACUGUAUACAUUGAUGAGCAGGAAUAUCAAGAUGCUUGUUUGGAUUUUAUGAUGGAGUUGCAAGUCUUUAGUGACGAGGAGUAUGGUCAUCACAGAGACACAAAUAGAAGGAACUCAGAUUCUGUCAUCUAUAUUAAACCAAAGGAAAAUGAGGCGGCAGCUGUACUGUCUUCGCUGAAAACAGCAGAAAUUAAAUUUCAGCGAGAGAAAAUUGAAACCCUGGAAAAUCAAAUCAUCAGGAUUUCAAAGGUAUACAGUGAAGAGGAAGAAAGAGAUCUAGAAAUUCAACAGCUUGGACAUAUCGCCGAUCAGCCAGAUGAUGCCAAAUCUGAUGUUUAUAGGAAUGAGGGUAAUGAGGCCUUCAAGAAAGGAGAUUUCAUCAAUGCUAUUCAUUUUUACACCAAAGGAAUUAAAAUGAACUGCAAUGACAAAGAACUGAAGGCCAAACUGCACAACAACAGGGCAAUUGCACAUUCUAAACUUGGAAAUCACCAGGAUUCACUAAGGGAUGCAGAAGCAGCCAUUGAGUUAAAUCCAACUUUCCUUAAGGCAAUUGUGAGAGGAGCCACUGCCUGUGUUGAAAUGAAGAGAUUUGAAGAAGCAAUCACUUGGUGUGAUAAGGGAUUAGCUGUAUCCUUUGAAGGAAUCUUUAAUUUACUUCAGUCUGUCAGAGAAGUGGGAGAUAAGUCCAUCGAUGAAAAAGAUCAUAUUAGCUAUGACCAUGGUAAUGCAAGUUCAGGAUAUGUCAAGAAAGUCAUAAAGAACUACAACCUAAAUCUUAAAAUAGCUAAAGAAGUUGGAGACAAGCAUGAAGAGAGUAAAGCUUAUAGCGUUCUUGGUAAUGCUUACCACUGUCUUAGUGAUUUCAAACAAGCCAUAGCGUACCACGAUUUACAUCUUCAACUAGCUAAAGAAGUAGGAGACAAGCAUGGGGAGGGUGAAGCUUAUGGCAAUCUUGGCGAUGUUUAUAACAGUCUAAGAGAUUUCAAAAAAGCCAUUGAGUACCACCACUUACAUCUUAAAAUAGCUAAAGAGGUAGGAGACAAGCAUGGGGAGGGUAAAGCUUCUUGCAAUCUUGGCAAUUUUUAUAACAGUCUAAGAGAUUUCAAAAAAGCCAUUGAGUACCACAACCAACAUCUUAAAAUAGCUAAAGAAGUAAGAGACAAGCAUGGGGAGGGUGAAGCUUAUGGCAAUCUUGGCAAUGUUUAUGACAAUCUAAGAGAUUCCAAAAAGGCCAUUGAGUAUCACAACCUACAUCUUAAAAUAGCUAAAGAAGUAGGAGACAAGCGUGGGGAGGGUAAAGCUUAUGGCAAUCUUGGCAAUGUUUAUGACCGUCUGGGUGAUUUCAAAAAAGCCAUAGAGUACCACAACCUACAUCUUAAAAUAGCUAAAGAAGGAGGAAACAAGCAUGGGGAGGGUAAAGCUUAUGACAAUCUUGGCAAUACCUAUCACAGUCUGGGCGAUUUCAAAAAAGCCAUAGAAUACCACAACCUACAUCUUAAAAUAGCUAAAGAAGGAAGAGACAAGCAUGGGGAGGGUGUUGCUUAUAGCAAUCUUGGCAAUGCUUAUCACAGUCUGGGUGAUUUCAAAAAAGCCAUAGAGUACCACAACCUACAUCUUAAAAUAGCUAAAGAAGUAGGAGACAAGCAUGGGGAGGGUAAUGCUUAUAACGGUCUUGGCAAUGCUUAUCGCCGUCUGGGUGAUUUCAAAAAAGCCAUAGAGUACUACAACCUACAUCUUAAAAUAGCUAAAGAAGUAGGAGACAAGCAUGGGGAGGGUAAAACUUAUGGCAAUCUUGGCAAUGCUUAUCACGGUCUGCGUGAUUACAAAAAAGCCAUAGAAUGUUACAAGCUAGAACAUAAAAUAGCUAAAGAAGUAGGAGACAAGCAUCAGGAGGGUAUUGCUUAUAGUAAUUUUGGCAAUGCUUAUUUCAGUUUGGGUGAUUUUAAAAAAGCGAUAGAGUAUUUCAACCUACAUCUUCAAAUACUCAAAGAAGUAGGAGACAAGCAUAGGGAGUGUGCUGCUUAUAAUAAUCUUGGCAAUUCGUAUCGAGCUCUGGGAGAUUUGAUAAAGGCCAACGAGUUAUACAACCUAACGCUCAAAAUUGCCAGAGAGUUGGAAGACAAAUCCACAGAGGCAACUGCGUACUAUUCAUUAGGAUGUGUUUUGGAGCUGCAGGGUAGACUGCCAAAAGCCGUUGAACAUUACCAAGCUAGCAUAAACUUAUACAAUUCCUUAAGAGUACUUCUAAAAUCUAAAGAUGAGUGGAAAGUUAAUUUUCGAAAUCAGUAUCAAACGGCAUAUACGGCUUUGUGGAGGGUUCUCGUAAAACAAGGUAAUAUAAAUGAAGCCUUACUUGCUGCUGAGAAAGGACGAGCUCAAGCUCUGAUCGACCUCAUGGAAUCCAGUUUUUGUUGUGGAACAAGUCAGCAAAAGACAGGCGAUGAAGAUUUAGCAAUUUUAAAGAACGUUCCCUCGGACACUCUCUUUCAGGCAGUGGACGAAGCCAACGAAGCCGUCAAUCUUUGGGUUGUGUCCGAAGGAAAAAAAGUUCAGUUAAGACAAAGUAAACUGAAAGGUCUUGUUUCAGAGAAUAGUGGAGCUAGCCAGUCCUUUGAGUCGUUCAUGCUCGGUGUCUAUACACAACUUGGUGUUCGUUCUAAUGUGAGAUGCGAGAAUCGAUCUUUGGAUGCUUUGAGGGAGAGCCGUUCAAAAGUGGAUGAGAAAACUAAAGAAGACAACCCUCAACCUCCCAUCCAACAAAACGAAUGCUUGAGCACUUUGUAUGAUACCGUUAUGAAGCCGGUGGCUGACCUGCUUCAAGGGGAUGAGCUACUCAUUAUUCCCGAUGGACCCCUGUGGCUCGCUCCUUAUGCUGCAUUCAAGGAUGGUAACUCUAAAUACCUGUGUGAAUCGUUCAGAAUUCGACUCGCUCCAUCGUUAACAAGUCUUCAACUUAUUGCCGAUUGCCCAGAUGAUUGUCACAAAAGUAGUGGUGCGUUACUUGUAGGAGAUCCGUGGGUAGCCGAGGUUACUAACAACGAGGGAGAGAAGCUCCUCGAGCAGCUUCCAUCUGCUAAAGAAGAAGUAGAAAUGAUCGGAAAAAUUCUGAACAUCAUGCCAAUCACUGGCAGACAGGCCACAAAACGUGAGGUGUCGAAAAGACUCAAUUCCGUUUCCGUAGUUCACUUUGCGGCACACGGAUGUAUGGAAACUGGCGAAAUUGCUCUUACACCUGACCCAGACCGAAUAUCUACUGUGCCAACGGAGGAGGAUUACAUUUUAAAAAUUGGAGACGUGUUGAACGUUCAACUUCGCGCCAAACUAGUUGUACUUAGUUGCUGCCAUAGUGGUCGGGGCGAGAUCAAGGCUGAAGGUGUGGUUGGCAUUGCGCGCGCUUUUAUGGGGGCUGGUGCUCGGUCUGUUGUGGUGUCCCUGUGGGCGAUUGAUGACGAGGCUACUCUUGAGUUCAUGAAAUGCUUUUAUCAACACCUUUUAAAAGGUAAACCUGCAAGCGAGUCACUGAACCUGGCUAUGAAAAGUCUCAGAGAAUCAGACAAGUUCCACGACAUCAAACACUGGGCGCCCUUUUUGUUGAUUGGAGAUGACGUCACUCUUGACUUCAUGGAUAUUACGUAG